CACAUCCCUGCCCCGCCCACCAUCUCCGCGUCUCCAUCCCCACCACCGCACCACCACCACCGCACCACCACCCCGCACCUCUCCCAAUAUGCCCCCAAAAGCCAUAAUCGCGCCCUCGAUCCUCGCGUCGGACUUCGGCCAGCUCUCGCACGAAUGCUCUCGCAUCAUCGGGCAGGGCGCUGACUGGCUACACAUCGACAUCAUGGACGGGCACUUUGUUCCGAACAUCACGAUCGGCGCGCCGGUAGUGACGUGCAUCCGCGGCUCCGUCGAGCGCUCCCAGGACUGGUCGAAGGGCGUCUUCGACUGCCACAUGAUGGUCGCCGAGCCCCAGCGCUGGCUCGAGGACUUCAAGAAGGCUGGCUGCGACCUCUACUGCUUCCACUACGAGGCCGCCGAGACGUCGAAGGCCCCGCAUACCCCCAGCUCGGAAUUGAUCAGGCAAGUGCAUGCGCUCGGGUUGAAGGCGGGCGUCGCCAUCAAGCCGGAUACCCCAGUGGAUGUGCUGUUCCCGCUGCUGGAUGGUGACGACGAAAAGCCCGAUAUGGUACUGGUAAUGACCGUGGAACCCGGCUUCGGCGGCCAGAAGUUCCAGCAUCGUUGCAUGCCCAAGGUCGAAGCGCUGAGGAAGCGGUAUCCGGAGCUCGACAUUGAGGUUGACGGAGGCUUGGGAUUGGAAACCAUUGAUGUUGCUGCCGAGGCGGGUGCCAAUGUUAUCGUCGCCGGAACGGCCGUUUUUGGUGCGGCCGAUCCUAGCGAGGUCAUUGCGAAGCUGAAGAGUGUGGUCGAGAAGAACUUGGUGAGGUAGACGGUGGUGCGAGCGGGAUUGAGGUGUUCUCCAGCAUGUGGAGAAAUCAUAGCAUGAAUUCAAUCCUACUUUCAUCUGGAGCAAGAAAAUACCGAGCAUCUACGGGCAGGUCUGUGCAUUUUCAUCGCGGGCAAUCGUCCAGGGAAAGGCUUUCGUUGCACUGUUCCUAGGAUCUGGAGAUCAUAUCCAGCGUGCUGGAGUAGCCAUACAUCCAUCAAGUUCUGCAGAUACGAAACCAUAGACCUGUCACCUGUACGUGCGAUUCUGUUUACCGUUGAACCUGAC
Tricharina praecox is the source of this 1093-nucleotide messenger RNA. RefSeq names its product Ribulose-phosphate 3-epimerase-like protein. Gene Ontology annotation, biological process: pentose-phosphate shunt, non-oxidative branch; carbohydrate metabolic process; pentose-phosphate shunt. Bases 89 to 808 code for a protein of 239 amino acids. Gene Ontology annotation, cellular component: cytosol. Gene Ontology annotation, molecular function: D-ribulose-phosphate 3-epimerase activity; metal ion binding. The transcript is spliced from 2 exons. The record is from RefSeq and is a predicted model, not a curated record. Lineage: Eukaryota; Fungi; Ascomycota; Pezizomycetes; Pezizales; Pyronemataceae.